ACAUGGCGCGGCCGCCCGGGAGCCUCGGAUCGCAGGCGCCCGACCGCGACCGAGGGGAGGCCAACGUGGUGACGCGGGUGUCGCAAUGGGCAGAUAACCAUCUGCGCCUUGUCCAGAACAUCAGUACUGGAAUGGCCAUAGCUGGGAUAAUGUUGCUGAUAAGGAGCAUCCGGCUGACCUCAAAAUUUACAACCUCUUCAGAUAUUCCAGUAGAAUUUAUAAGAAAGAAAGUUAAACUACGUGGCCGAUUACAGCGGAUAACUGAGUGUGGUCUAGAAAUCGAACAUAUACCGAUUACUCUACCUUUCAUAUCUUCAUGGAAAAAAGAACCACGUGGAGUUUUGCUGGUUAAACUGGCUGGAGUAGAACUCACUGAAGGCGGUAAGGUGUGGCUACAGUCAGAGCUGAAGCCUUCUCAGCUGCUCUGGUUCCAGCUCCUUGGAAAGGAGGACUCAGCACUCUUUUGCUACCUUUUAGUGAACAAGGUAAAUACUGCUCCAUCUGCUUCAAUAUCCUGUGUGCUCACACGCAGAAGCUGUAAAAGUAAGUGCCAUACAUGUUACUUCUUGUAUACUGAAACUAUCCUGUGGGGAUGCUGGUCUCAAUUACAGGGUGGAUAUUUUAACGUGAAUCUGAAUGAGGAGAUUUUGAGAAGAGGCUUGGGCAAAACCGUCCUUGUUAAAGGGCUAAAUUAUGACUCAAAAACCCACUGGAAAAUUCACAGAAACUUACUUAAAGCUGAAUUGACGGCCUUAAAGAAAGGAGAAGGAAUAUGGAAGGAAGAGUCUGAAAAAGAAAGUUAUUUUAGAAAAUUGAAAGAUUCCUGGAGAGAGAGAUGGACAAAGGACAAUGAUUUAAAACCAGCUGGCGCGGACCUCAGUUCCACCAAAGACAGUUAUUACGACAGCCUGCGCAGGGUGUUUGGGAGGGGGAAGGACAGCGUGGGCAACUACUCUUUCCUUCUGAAACUCAGAGAAUUUGUGAGCCGCUUACACUUUCGGAGAAAAGGAUGAAGUGUUGUGAGGUCUGGAGGUAACCCCAGAAGAGUGCCACAUAACUGUGUGAGCACUUUUCACUGAGGCAAAGUGGAAAUUCCCUCAGGGGAUCAAAAUCCCAGUCUCGUGGGUACUUGUACAUUGAAACCAUUGUUAAAAUCAGAAUCAAUUUGAAUGAGUUAUGAUCAAUGUAAUAUACUUUUAGAAAGUAAUGACACACUGUAAAAAGUUACCCAGUAGAAGGGUGUAUAUAUGCAGAACUAAUGUUUUGCCUUGUUCUUCCUCCCUGGCCCCUAGUGCCAAGGAUUGAACUCAGGGCCUCAGGCACUCUGGUCUAGCAGCACAUCAUUACUGAGCUACAUUACAAGCCCUGUAGUGCUAAUGUCUGAAGGGAAAGUUUAUGUAUUGACUGUUAUAUUAGUUGUCUAGGGCAGCCAUAUUUAACAUUUGUUUUUCAGUUUUAUCAACUUUAUAAUAAAGGAAUUUUAAAAAAAGAUUUUCUUUCUGAGGUCACUCUUUUUCUCCAAUCAUCUUUCUAGCUACUGGUGCGUUAGGACCACUGAUCCAAGAGGUACGGCCACCAUUCCUUGUAAUAAAUACAGCUAUUUUCAUCCUGCAGUUAGAUAAGAGGAUUUCUCUUAAAACAAAGAUGAGGAUGGCAGCACAGAUGUCAGAAAGGAAGGAUCUUUAGGACAUCGCUGAGCCCCUGAUCUCACCAAUUCUCGAACUACCCUGCCUUCCAACUCCUCAUUACAUGAGAGAGUAUUCUGCCUUGAUGGUAAACUUAGAGUUGGGCGUGCACCUGUAAUCCCAGCACUUGGUAAGAAGGGAGUGAAGAUAAGGAGUUCAAGGCUACCCUUAGUUCAUACAGAAUUCAAGACCAGUUUGAGCUAAUUAAUAUGAGACUUUAUCUAAAAACCAGAAAUAUCAAAAGCAAAACCAACCCAAACCACUUUAUAUAUUAAAAUCUUCCUGACAAUGUAAGCCUCUUUCACAAGGCCAACAGUACUUGCUAACUUUUGGGACUUGGUCUAACAAUGGAGUCCUUCAAGGGGAAUUCUGAAUGCUUGUGAGAAUCUCCAAGAAAACAAGACAAGAGUUUUGAGACCUAAGUUUCUUCAAAAACACAAAAUUGUUUUUGAAAUGUGCUUUUGUGCCCUUCCCAGGCAGAGCAGAUA
Messenger RNA from Mus pahari (shrew mouse), 2173 nucleotides. It is a transcript of the gene Miso1, whose product is annotated as chromosome 4 C3orf33 homolog. Bases 3 to 1013 code for a protein of 336 amino acids. The transcript is spliced from 6 exons. NCBI's taxonomy places the organism in Eukaryota, Metazoa, Chordata, Mammalia, Rodentia, Muridae. The record is from RefSeq and is a predicted model, not a curated record.